AUGCAGUCGUCAGCGGACAAUGUCUGUCUCUCUGAAUUACAAAUUUCAAAACUUGAUUUAGAAUGGAAUGUUCAAGUGCCAUGUCUAGAAACUGUUGCGGCGUGGAUGGAACCUCUGGAAUCAACGUUAUUUUCAGCUAGAGAAACUCCUGAUCGUCUGUGGAAGCUAGUACUGUCUGAUGCGGGUACAACAUUAACUGUACAACUAUUUCUUACAACUCCCGGAUUCGCUAACUUCAAGAGCGUCACGGCUGUCGACCCUUUUCGCAUGAAAUUAUCAAUCCUAAACGGGAAACGACAGAAAGUUCUCCAGCAAGUAUACGGUGUUCAAAAGAAUGGCUAUUGUAGCAUCCAUCUGAAUUUUCUCAAAGAUGCAAUCCUAAAAUCUGAGUGUCAGCAAUUGAACGGAAGUCUCGUCUUCCACUGCGAGAUUGAAUCGUACGCGAAAAAAGAACCUGUCGCAGGUAAAGCUAAUCUAAUCCAAGACCAGUCAAUUAGUUGCAGUGAUCAGCUGAUUGACCACUUUGAAUAUUUGUUCGAAAACAUCAAGUACGCUGACGUCACUCUAAACGUCGGUGCUCAAAAAUUUCAAGCACACAAAAGUAUUUUGGCGUCAAGAAGCAAAGUCUUUGCUGCCAUGUUCGAACAUCCGACCAAGGAGAAACUGUCCAAUCAAGUGGAAAUUGAAGACAUCAAUCCGGAUGUAUUUCACGAGUUGCUUCGUUUCGUGUACACUGCCCGUUUAUCUUCAAAGACCAUGGAGAAAAUGGCAACUCAACUUUACUUUGCCGCAGACAAAUACUUCUUGGACCAGCUGAAGACCGAGUGUGAAGUCCAUUUGCUCCAUCAUAUGACUCCCGACAAUUGCAUGGAUUUGCUGCUUCUACUCGGCAAUGAACACCAACUGGUGGAUGAUUUGAAGAAUGAAGCCGUCGAUUUCUUUCGUAUUAAUCCAGUUGACGUUAUGGCGACUGAUGGAUGGAAAAAGGCGAAAAAAGAUCACCCGAAGUUGUUGUGCGACAUUCAAGAAAUGGCCCUCCGCCCUGCUGUUUAA
Daphnia pulex (common water flea) is the source of this 1053-nucleotide messenger RNA. RefSeq names its product speckle-type POZ protein-like. Bases 1 to 1053 code for a protein of 350 amino acids. NCBI's taxonomy places the organism in Eukaryota, Metazoa, Arthropoda, Branchiopoda, Diplostraca, Daphniidae. Gene Ontology annotation, cellular component: nucleus; cytoplasm. Gene Ontology annotation, biological process: proteasome-mediated ubiquitin-dependent protein catabolic process; regulation of proteolysis. The transcript has a single exon. The record is from RefSeq and is a predicted model, not a curated record. Gene Ontology annotation, molecular function: ubiquitin protein ligase binding.